Molecule: messenger RNA, 543 nt
Organism: Fusarium vanettenii 77-13-4
Lineage: Eukaryota; Fungi; Ascomycota; Sordariomycetes; Hypocreales; Nectriaceae
Exons: 3
Coding region: 1-543 (180 amino acids)
Source: RefSeq, a predicted model, not a curated record
AUGUAUGUCACAAAGCACGCCCUUCUCAUUGCCGCUCUAGGAGCAUCAACCAUCUCCGCGGCCUCGUCUCCGGAGAAGACAUCCGAGGACUUUGACGAGAUCUCAUCGCUCUCAACUGAUCUCAGGGCUGCCAUUGACCGGAUGCCAGUCCUCGGAUACGACGCUUCUAGCGUUCAUGAUCUAUUUGCCGGAACUUUCAACCUGUACAAAGGCAUCUCUGAGAUUAGCAAAGCCAACGUGGAUACCGAAGCGGGAGACUUCAGCGAGGAUGAGCAAAAAGAAUUUUGCCGGGAGCUGCACAGAACGAGAUACACGCAGGGGAGCCUCAUCAAGCGGCUUGGUGACCAGGCCGAGCGCAUCAGCCAAUUCCCCCUCACCCCAUCGAUUGGCAAUGCCAUUGGCGUCUACGAGGAGGAGAUAAACAAGUUUCAGGACGAGCUCAAUAGCAGGCUCGACAACUGCUCGGACGACUACCAGCAGCGCCUGGAGGAUGCCAUCAAGACCGCAAAGGCUCAGUAUGCUGCCACCGCACCCAAGGCUUAA